Messenger RNA from Cicer arietinum (chickpea), 2382 nucleotides. RefSeq names its product probable inactive ATP-dependent zinc metalloprotease FTSHI 3, chloroplastic. Lineage: Eukaryota; Viridiplantae; Streptophyta; Magnoliopsida; Fabales; Fabaceae. The record is from RefSeq and is a predicted model, not a curated record. Gene Ontology annotation, biological process: proteolysis. Gene Ontology annotation, molecular function: zinc ion binding; ATP hydrolysis activity; ATP-dependent peptidase activity. Gene Ontology annotation, cellular component: chloroplast thylakoid membrane.
UAUCCAAUGGACCAAAAAACAAAAACCCAGGUUCAUGGUUGAACACGUAGCAAUAGAUAGAUAUACUGUCACUGAAACCAAUACACACAGUUAUGUUCCUCUUCCUCGUCCAACACACAAUUCCACUUCUUGUUUCACACAACAUUAGGUAAGAUAAUCCCCAUUUUCAUACUUAAGUAAUUUUUACUCUCAAAUUCUUUAUUAUCCCUUUUGUUUCCAAGCUUCAAGCUUUAUUUGAAUUUUGUUGGAAAAUUCAGUUUAUAGAACACCAGAACUUUUGAUGUAUAUAAAGUUUUGAUUUUGGAAUAGGAAUGGCUUGUUUUUCUUUACCUUGUUGUACUGGGUCAUUUUUGACCCCAGACAGGUUACAAAUUAGAUAUUUUAGGGUUUAUAGAGGUUUAUGCACUAGCUCAAUUUUUUUACCUUUGGAGUUUAAUCAAUGUUAUAAACUUCAAAAUGAGUUUAUAUGGAACAAGAAUUUUGAGUGUUAUGGUAGAAAAAGUAGAGUUUCUUCAUUUAGGUUUCCUUAUUGUUGCAAAAUUGAGCCACUUGUUAGUAGAACUAGGGGUGAUAGAAAGAGUGAUCAUUAUGGUAAAGGGGAAAGUAAUAGGUUGAAGAAGCGAUUUUCGUUGAGGUUGCGGCCGAGGUUACGGUUGUUUGCUAUGAGAAUGAAAAGGGCUUCUUUUAAAUCUGUUUUGAAUGAGUUGGGAAUGUUUAUUAGGAAGAAUAAUAGGACGGUGGCAUUUUCCACCUCGUUUUCAAUUGUGUUCACUCUUUGUUUCAUGUUUUUGAAAUUGACUUCGCUUCCCCCUGCAAAAGUUGUUCCAUAUUCGGACUUGAUUGCGAGCCUUCAAAAUGGAUAUGUGGCAAAGGUUUUAGUUGAAGAAGGGUCUCGCCGUAUAUAUUACAAUAUGAAAUCUCAGGUUGUUGAAAAUGAUAAGGUUUUGGGUGAAGAAUCACAACAAGUAGUAGAUGUUUCGAAUCUUUUGACUGAUAAGGAUAUAGAUGAGGUUGGGAAUGAGGAUACUUCAAGAUCUGGCCAAAUUCCUGUAUUGAAUAAAUUGAAGAAAAUCUCAACGAAACGAGCUUCGAUUCCUGAAUGGCAGUAUUCCACGAGAAAACUUGAUCAUGACGAAAAAUUCCUUGUUAGUUUGAUGAGAGAAAAGGGAGUUACAUUUAGCUCUGCGCCUCAAUCCGUGUUAAUGUCGAUGAGGAGUACUUUGAUAACUGUGAUUACACUAUGGAUACCUUUAAUUCCGUUGAUGUGGCUUCUAUAUCGUCAACUUUCUGCUGCUAAUAGUCCAGCAAAGAAGCGGAAACCUAAUAGUCAGACAGUUGGAUUUGAAGAUGUCCAAGGUGUUGAUUCUGCAAAAGUAGAACUCAUGGAGAUAGUUUCAUGUCUGCAAGGGGACAUAAAUUACCAAAAGGUAGGGGCAAAGCUACCUAGAGGAGUGUUGUUGGUUGGUCCUCCAGGAACUGGGAAGACAUUACUUGCUCGUGCAGUGGCCGGGGAAGCAGGUGUGCCCUUUUUCACAGUAUCUGCCAGUGAGUUUGUAGAAUUGUUUGUUGGAAGAGGAGCUGCUAGAAUCAGAGACCUUUUUAGUACUGCAAGGAAAUUUGCACCGUCAAUCAUAUUCAUUGAUGAACUUGAUGCGGUUGGAGGCAAGCGUGGAAGAAGCUUCAAUGAUGAACGUGACCAAACACUAAACCAGUUGCUGACAGAAAUGGAUGGAUUCGAAUCCGAGAUGAGAGUGGUUGUCAUUGCAGCAACUAACAGACCAGAAGCCUUGGAUCCAGCCCUAUGUCGGCCUGGUCGUUUCUCGAGGAAAGUCUUUGUAGGGGAACCUGAUGAAGAAGGAAGGAGAAAGAUAUUAGCUGUUCAUCUAAAAGGUGUUCCUUUAGAGGAGGAUGCUAACAUCAUAUGUCAAUUAAUUGCUACUCUUACUGCUGGUCUUGUAGGUGCUGAUCUAGCAAACAUUGUCAAUGAAUCCGCUUUGCUCGCUGCUCGAAGAGGUAGUGAAAGUGUGGCAAGGGAAGAUAUAAUGGAAGCUAUUGAAAGAGCAAAGUUUGGAAUAAAUGAUAAGCAACUAAGGUCUAGUAAAAUAAGCAAGGAACUAAAUAAGCUAUUCCCUUGGAUGCCAUCAUUGAUGGGAAGAAGUGAUAGAAAACAAGAUGACAUGCAAGGACCACUAGGUUAUCAAUCAUUGAAUUCAUGAACUGGCUUGCAUGUCAAAAUUUACUUGUACAAUUUUGUACUUAUCAUUGUCCACACUUAUUUAUUUGUAUGAAAAAAAAAACAUUGUUCACAUCUUAUAUGAUGUGCUCAAGAAAACAUUGUCCACAGAAAAUGAGAAGUCAUUGUAUUUUUUCAAAGGUUAAAUA